Stylophora pistillata is the source of this 1525-nucleotide messenger RNA. Its product is annotated as T-cell leukemia homeobox protein 3. Gene Ontology annotation, biological process: regulation of DNA-templated transcription. Gene Ontology annotation, molecular function: DNA-binding transcription factor activity, RNA polymerase II-specific; DNA binding. The record is from RefSeq and is a predicted model, not a curated record. NCBI's taxonomy places the organism in Eukaryota, Metazoa, Cnidaria, Anthozoa, Scleractinia, Pocilloporidae.
CAAGUCCGCAACAUAUUUAGAGAGAAUACCUUGACUCGGGGUGCACAUUAUCUCAGAUUGACCGCCCAAGUAACCCUUGUUUUGGCAAGCUACGACAUGGACUUAGCAAACAGAGAUGUCUAUUUUCAGGCCCCGAGAAGAAGUUCGUUUUCCAUAAAGAACAUUCUUAACCUCCAAGAUGAAAGAGCCUUGACUGCGUUUCCGAGAGUAUCAGGAGAAGAAAUCGAAGAUGCAAAAGUUUCCAUUAUAAGACCCAUCGUGACUCCAAUCACUUACGCCAUGAAUCCGCCGCCAUUAAUGCGGUAUCCUUACGCUGGUCUGGGCUCUCCACUGAGUGGCAUCAGUUUAAAUUGGUCAGCAGAUCCCACUGCACAGGCCAACUUUCCCACGUGGAUUUGCAACACAAGUUUUAUGCAAAGUUAUGAACACUUCCAUGGUUUUUCUCCAUAUAUAAAUCUUCCAAGACGUAGAAGUUUCUCUAGAAAGAAGAAGCAGCGUCCGCUAUUUUCCCAAAACCAGGUACAAACGAUGGAAAGGGAAUUUACAAAGCGUCGUUACAUCUCUGAGAGCAAGCGUGCAGAGCUUUCCACAGAGUUGGGUCUUACAGAAACUCAAGUUAAAACGUGGUUCCAAAAUAGAAGAACAAAAUGGAGAAAGGAAAUGCAAGAUCAAGUGGCCACAACAGUAUCUCAAACAAACAAGAACUGUCACCAAAAUUUGUCGGGAACAAGUUCCUAUAAUGACGAAUUGUCAGCGCCUGCAGCAAGCUCCCGUGCCUAUACGUAUAUACAGACUUGUUUCAACGAGAUACGUUCAUAGUGUAAUAAACCAAAUUGUGGCGUGGCAGACAGGUAUUUCACUUGAACUGGUGUUAAUUGAUUUAGCCAUGUUAAGCUAAAAGCCCCUCUUGGACCUCGUGGCUCUAAAUUUAGAUGCCUCAUUCAGUGUUCGAACUGUUAUCCAAAUUGUUGUACUUUGACCUCUCCGCCGGGUUCUGUAGCAGGACGUAUAUGAAAUUCUGUGCUUUUCAAGCAUUGUACUGGCCUGAAGAGUGCAAUGUAAGCUCAGCCUGUUCUGGCAAGCACGUCAACAACAUAUUUUUGAAGCUAUACUUAAAUUUAAAAUACUUGCUGCAAAGCAUUGUAGGGAAGCAAAGUAUUGAUACAGAAAGUCCAAAAUCUCAAUAAUGAACGAAAUAAGACUCUUUUUUCUGUAUUUCCUUUUUCGAACUUGUUUUGUAAACGAACACUUAAUGCGGUUACAUUAAAAACAGAACAUUACAAAUACUGGCUUCGAUCUCACGCAUGUACUCAUUGAAAGGACACACUUAUUCAUUAAUUCACUUCUCGAGUGAGCUCCUUAGUGUUAAUGAAUGCUAUAUGUUUUUUAAUUUAACUCCAGACAUAAAUAAGGUUGCAGAUGAAUGAAGUAAUUUAAGUUCAAGUAAUGAUGUGGGUGUGAUGAAACUUCUGGUAACUUAAUAUUUCCAGCAAACUCAGUGAAAUAGUAAAUAUAGGCAACUGAA